AUGGUCAUGCGGAAAAUCAAAUUUGACUUGGAAACCUUUGUACGGAGCGCUCCUCAAUUCUCCUACAUAGCCGGCAGGUCGACUGAAGACGCGCUUCGCCCCGUCUUCAGUCACUGCGCCGAAGGUCGUCGCCUGCGAACAUCCCAUGCACGCAACCCUCACCAACGGUUCGCGGGUCUCAAGAUCCCCGCCUUUCAAGGCGGCGUCCAGAUCUGCUUGGACCUUGCGUCCGCAUUUGAUAUGGUACCCCAUUCUCUGGUCCGCGAAGCCCUCCUUGAAGCUGGGGUUGAGGCGGGGCCCGCCUCCCUCCUCCUUUCAUGGCUUAGCUCUUGCUCAUAUGAUCUCCACCUUUCGGGUCUCCGCGCCAAUAUAGUGGCCAGGCGCGGCGUAAAGCAGGGCUGCCCUGCAUCGCCCUUGUUAUUCGCUGCCUGUACCGUUCUCCUUGCCCGUCGUAUCGACCUUCGAUUAGGAUCGUCGUGGGUGUCUGAACACUUAACCAUGUUUGCAGACGAUCUACACCUCGCUUCGCUAUUCCACUCGGUUGCGGAAUUUGAUCUGGAGUGCCAGCGCUUGGGGGCUGCGAUCACUGUUCUGCGUCAACAUGGGCUGAUCAUUCACCCCUCGAAAGCCCAGGCCCUUUUGACGUGCACCGGCUCACAGGUCAAGCAAACCCGACAACGCUUUGUGAAGCCCCUGACCGCGCCUGCCGAAGGAAAGGGUCUGCGCCUCCGUGCCUCUGGCGAGGAUGUUCUCAUACCCCUCGCGCGUAGCGCGGAUUACCUCGGAGCUGUAAUCUCGUAUGAUUGCUUUUCUGCGCAGACCUUGGACAAGCGUAUGGCCCAGGGCCGGACUGCACAAGUUCAGCUGCGCAAGGUGCUCAACGCCCGAAAAGGUCUGCUUCUCACCCAGCGUGUCCUCCUCUGGCGCACCACUGUGUGGCCCUGCCUUCUCUACGGCCUGGGGGCCUGCGGUCUUACGACCGCUCACCUCGCCUCCCUUCAAACACUAGCCCUCAAGCAGCUUCGGGCCCUCUCGAACAGCCCUGCACACAUACACCAUGAGUCGGACGCCGCCCUCUGCCUCCGUCUUGGUGAUCUAUCACUGCCUGCAACCCUGCCUCUCACCGCACUUCCUCCGCCCGGACCGUCCGAGUCCACCCUGGAUGCGCCUGAGCCAAGCGAGCCCCUUGCGGGCUCUGCUCUGGUCGCACCGUUCGCUGCCAUACCGACGGAUCCUCCCGUGGCCAGGGCCUUCCCGUGCGGCCUCUGUGACCGCUCGUUUGAUACGCGCAAAUCUCUGAAGCUGCAUAUGGCGCGGUCGCACCAACAGCAGACGGCCACUGUUGUCUUCAAUCGUGCUCUGCAUGCGGACGCCUCGGCUCCGCUGGCUGCCGAGGUUGUGAGACAACUGGAAAAAGGUGGUGCCGCAGGCUUGGCGCAGCGUUCAGUCCUUGCCUGUACUGCAACGAAUCGCGCACUCACCCUGUUCAGCACAUUCGGCACUGCACCGCCCUUUGGCAGGCUCUUCUUCUUGCUCUGCAUCAUGGGUCUCAGCUCGGAACAGGCCGAUCAGCAGAUGGAGGAGGCCUUCGGACCGAUCCUGAAGUCGUUGCAAUACAAGAGGCCUGCAGCUCCGGAUACCGGAGCCCCCUCGCGCGAUCCCAAAGCGGCGAAGGGCAAGGACGGCAAGGGUCGUGGACAGAAGUCCGAUCCCAAGGGCAAGGGCAAAGGCCGGGGCCGCGGCCGAGCGGGUCGUCCUCCAGAAGAGAGCCAAGCUCCAUUCUGGGGCUCCAGCGCUGGUUUCGGCUGGCAACAAGCGGAGGAGGAGGCCGUCCCAGAUCUGCAGAUGUGUCGCCUGAUGGCACGCACCAUCGUGGAGCAAGCGGAUACGAUUGCCGUCCUGCGCCAGUCGACCGCGUGGGUGAUGUGGAUGCAGACCUCGCCUCCCUCCUUGGUCCCGACUCUUACGUCGACGGCAGCUCUUUGGAAGGAGACUUCCGAGCUCUACGGUCUCGGCCUCCGAGUGGCGCUCAUUUGGGCUCUCCUUCGGGUCCUGCGUUCGACCCUGGAGUCCCCCCCAGCAGAGCUGCUGUCGGAGGCGUGCGAGCGGAAGUGGAUCGAUCAGCAGGGCAACUGGCUCUAUCUCCGUUGGAAUCGUGCCAACCAGGCUCUCGAGCCGGACGAGAACAAGCAGUCGAUGAAUCAGACGGAUCUCAUCACGCUUCUGCGUCAGACCGGCACUCUGGCCGAUGGGGAGACGGUCAGCCGGUUCGCUGCAACGCGGCAGCUGGCGGAAUCCAUGGAGGGGGUGGUAACCUUCAAGGUGGACAUUCAGUUCCGAUCCCCGCGGGCUCAUCAGCUUUACACCAACCUGGAGCGCCUCGCUGGCCUGGCGCCGCUGAACAUGCUCGGUCUCUCCUUUCGCAAGGAAAGCUACAAGCGAUCGAAUGGGAUCCAGAAGCUUGCAGAAUGGUGUGCCUUUGUUGGGCCCUCGUGGGCUUCCAUGGGUGGGAACAGGUCUCUACUGACGAGAUGGACGAAUCCCUCGGAUCAGCACGACUGCGCAGAGCUCUUAGCCCAUCUGGCCGAGCGGUCCGAUCAGGCUUAUCUCUUCUGGGCAGUCCUGGAGCCUGCAGCGCUCAAUGAUGAAGUGCGGCUGACAUCUGGCUGUCAGCCUCCGCCCACCUUGGUGGGGGACGCCCAUCCUGGCUCGCAUCGGCAGCUGCUCGAUGUGAGUGCAGACCGGCAGGGUUUGACCGAUCACAGCACGGAGUGUGUGGCGACACGGGACAGCGAGGUUGAGGAUGAUGCUGGCACAUCGGUGGCACGACCGCUCACGCCGGACACUGCGCUGGUGGAACCUCACGGCGAUUCCAUCUCCUCAGACCCUUCUGCGAUGCCUGCCUCGUCCUCCACUUCCCACUCUGCGCACUCUACAUCUGCUCCGGGCAGUUGGUGCGACGUUUGGAAUAUAGACGAUGACGAGGUCUCGCAUGAACUGUGCUUCGACUUCGGGGACUGCCCACCUGAUCCAGGGGCAGAUGCUUCAGCGCUGGAGCGGAUUGCCUACGACAUCUGUCAAGCGGAUAGCUGCUCCAUGCGCCAGCUGUUUGAUCUCUGUCUUGUACUGCCAGGACAAACUUCUGCCAAGCGUCGUCGUCUGAGCACUUCGGAUGGAGCCACGGGGCGAUGCCAGCGCUCUUUUUCAGUUGGAGCGUAUGCGGCGGGUGGCACGCAGGGUAUUCAGAAUAACACGCGUGAUUAUCCGUGGAUGACUCGCUUGAUGACAGCCUUAAUCAAUGGUGCCAACCCGCGUCACCAUUACAGCAGCUGCACACUUCUGAUGAAUGUUAUGCAUAACAAACAUCGUGAUCUGGCGAAUGAAGUCGGCACAUCUAACCUCCUGUUGCCCUGCAGCCGUUGGCGGGGGGGACAGGUUUGGGUCGCCGAUGAACAAGGAUCUGUUCACUUGGAUGGGCGCUCAGGCGCCGGAUGCCUGCGUUCGGUGCAGCUUCCGUACUUGAUGCUGGACCCACGGCUGGCGCAUGCCACGUUUCCAUGGUCUUGCGGUGACCGCAUCUUGAUUGUCGCGCAUCACGCUAAGGGCUUGCAAGCUCUGACGCCGGCGGAUCGCGCAUUACUUGAAUGGGCCGGCUUCCAUUGCCUCAUCCCUGGGUGA
Molecule: messenger RNA, 3678 nt
Organism: Symbiodinium sp. CCMP2592
Lineage: Eukaryota; Dinophyceae; Suessiales; Symbiodiniaceae
Source: the annotation of a GenBank genome assembly